Molecule: messenger RNA, 3489 nt
Organism: Pogoniulus pusillus (Red-fronted tinkerbird)
Lineage: Eukaryota; Metazoa; Chordata; Aves; Piciformes; Lybiidae
Gene: DPH2
Product: diphthamide biosynthesis 2
Exons: 6
Coding region: 23-1558 (511 amino acids)
Biological process (GO): protein histidyl modification to diphthamide
Molecular function (GO): 2-(3-amino-3-carboxypropyl)histidine synthase activity
Source: RefSeq, a predicted model, not a curated record
GGUGCGCGAUAGGCUCCGGCCCAUGGGGGGCGGGCGUUCCGGCGAGGGGCGGGGCGGACGAGCUCGAAUCGGUGAUCUCCGAGCUGCUGCCGGAAGCGGCCCUAGGGAGCCUCCCUCGUGUCGGGCCAUGGCCACGGCCUUCAGCAGCGACGGCGAGACCGCGCUGCGGCGGCAGCUGGGACCAGCAGCGGCGCCGCGGGGGGACCUCGACAGCUUCUACGAGAUGGGCCGGGCUGCUGCCUUCGUGCGGGAAGGCGGGUUCUGCAAGAUUGCUCUCCAGUUUCCUGACGAGCUCCUGGCGGACGCGGUGGCAGUGGCGACCCAGAUGGAGGCGGCAACCGGAGCCGAAGUGUACGUCCUGGGAGAUACUACGUACGGCAGCUGUUGUGUGGACGAAGUGGCCGCCGAGCACGCAGGUGCCGAGGCGGUGCUGCACUAUGGCCCAGCUUGCCUCAGCCCCUGCAGAAAGCUCCCGGUGCUGCACAUCUUUGGGAAGCAGCCCAUGGACGUCAGGUGUUGCGCAGAGGCCUUCCGGGAGCUCUACCCAGACAGAGAGAGCCGAGUGGUGGUGCUGAGUGACGUGGUCUAUGCCCAUGCGAUGGGUGAGCUGGAACAGCAGUUGUCCCCUGACUACCCUAAUAUCGUCUUCUCCAGGGUGGUGUGUGGAGACCCACCUGGCCCUGCACUGCCUGGAGACGUGCGACAGUUUGGCCGCCAGUUCCCAGUGGAGGCACCAGGAGGGCUGCAGGACUGUGCUAUGUUCUAUGUGGGAGCUGAGGGCCUGGCCCUCACCAGCUUCAUGCUGACCUGGAACUGCUGCCCCUUCAGCUCCUUUGACCCUGCUACCAACUGUGGCCGCCGUGAGACCUUCAAUGUCAACCGGGCCCUGAUGCGACGCCUGUACCUCGUGGAGCGGGCCCGGGAUGCCCAGGUGGUGGGCAUCCUGGUGGGUACUCUCGGUGUGGCAGGCUACCUCACUGUGUUGCAGCACCUCCGAGAGCUUCUGCGCUGGGCUGGCAAGCGCAGCUACACGCUAGCUGUGGGGAAGCCAAACCCUGCCAAGCUGGCCAACUUCCUGGAAGUGGACAUCUUUGUCCUGGUGGCCUGUGCUCAGAACUCCCUGCUGGACUCCAGCGAGUUUUACCGACCUGUUGUGACUCCCUAUGAGCUAGAGCUGGCCUGUAAUCCAGGCCGUGAAUGGACAGGGAACUACCUCACUGACUUCCGAGACCUGCUUCCAGGUGCCUGUGCUCACGUUGAGCUCCCAGCAGCUGUUCACGUGGAAGAGGCUGUUCCAGACAUCUCGCUGAUCACCGGAGAGAUGCGCGCUCUCCACUGCCGUGACCCCCCAGCCCCUCAGCUGCCCCCCAGCACCGCCCUGGCCUGCAGGGACCAGACACAGGCUCUCGCACAGAUCAGCCCUGCUGCCUCCUUCCUGGAGUCCCGCAGCUGGCGUGGCCUGGAGCAGCAGCUGGGGCAGACACCUGUGGCCAAGGCUGUGCAGGGUCGACGUGGGAUUGCCAUUGCCUAUGAGGAUGAGGGACGAAAGCAACCCUGAUGUAGCAGCAGCAUGGGCACCUAGCCAGGAGCAGGACGCUAUUGGGACCUAGGUGUUGCCUGCCACCUCGUGUCAAACCCGUGAGACUGGACCCGUCUGGACUUACCCUCAGUUGGCACUUUGCUGGAUGCUGCCUUGGAUCAAUAGCACAGUAGUGGGAGAGCAGUAGUUAACCUGUGCUCAGGCACCCUAGCGUUCCCGGGCAGGUGUGUUGCCAGCUGUGAGGCCCAGGGAGGUGCCUGACUCAGGGCUCCCCAGUCCAGGGCAGCUUUGGCUCUACAAAGGUCACAUCUUUGCACAAAUCAACAUCACCAGGUUUCAAGCCUUGUGUGGAAUACUGCUAAGUAAAGUGAAACUGAAAAGGACUUGAGUGACUCAUCUUCUAGAAUAAAACAUGGUCUGAGGAGCACAGAUGACCCAGAGUGAAGACACAGGCCCUGCUGCCCACUUGGGUGCAGCCCUAUGCAUCAGCUAAAAACAGCCCCAGAGAACAGCAAGCUCCAGAAUUGAAAGUCUGUUUGCAGGUUGGGCUGGGGAGCUAAGGCAAAAAGUGAGGGCUUGGAGUAUGAGCAACCCCUCACCUGCUCUGCAUAACAGAAGGGGGGAACAUGCAUCCUGUGCUGCAGGGAGGACCCUGUGUUUUGCAGGGAUGGACUCUGGCCCCUCCCGUGUGGGACAGAGAAAUACAACACAAUACUGUUUUUUGUCAUCCCUCCUGUAGCCAGUAGGGGACAGGAGAUGUUGAAGCAUCCCAGCUGGUUUAACUUCCUCCCUUGGGCUCUUCUGCAGAGGCAAAGAGCAGGCAAAGUCCAGGCACUGCGAUAACAACAGCCACAACAUAGAAAUAUUCUUAAUAUAAUUAGGUGCAGGGCCUCCCCCCUCCCAACCAUACACGUACAAACGAGCAGGGGGCAAGCCCCCACACCCAGCCCACCACUGCCACGGACACAGGGGCAGCCUCCCCACCGCGGGGCACAGGCACCCGCGGGGAGGUGCCAGGGAAGGGCUAGUAGCCCAGGUGUGGGGCAGCCCAUGCUGGAGCCGUUCUGCCCAGGCUUCCCCCCCUCCCUGCCGCCGCCUCCUGCAGCCGGCACUCCAGUCCCCUGCGAGGGGGGCACAUGCUAGGGGAAACAAAGAUGCUGACACCAAGAUGUGGCCACCAAAUCUAGCUGGGGAGCAUCCUUAGUGGGUUAAUUCUAGGUGGAGGAUUAUUCUACGAGCCGUACUGCAGCAGGGUAGGGAGGAUGGGGGUGGGGGGGCUUCCUUGCAGGGAAGAACUGGUCUGGGCAAAGUGUCCACGGUCCUGUCCAGGUGCUCAGUAGUCUGCUGUGUACUCUGUGCCAUGCAACCCUCGGCACAGCAGAGUGAACUCCUUCACCAUCUCCUUCACUCGCCGCUUGUUCACACGCUCUCUGCUAAGACAGAGGGAGGGGAGAAACAUGAAGCAGAAGGAACAUGCCAGGCCCAGUGGGGAGGGAUGUUGUUCCCACUGCACAGCCACCACAGGGAGGGGUGCAUGAACCUGAGGAUUUGCUGGCUGAAGUUCUCCUUCUGCUCGGGGGUGAUGCGGGCUGAGGGGAAGCCAUCUUGCUGCAUGGCCUCCUUGAUCCAAACGCUUAGGUAGCUGAAGCAGUGCUUGUUCAAGGCAAAGAGGAUUUCUGCGAAGUGAUCCAUGAGGCUGCGGGAAGCCUGGCCACCGACACCCUGCCACAGCAGAUGGACCCUGCUGAGCCCUCCAUGCUGCUCUGCCUGCAACCCACCCAUGCUGCUGGGCUCUCUGCCUCCGUUUUCGCAAGGGUGCUGCUCAGGAACAGAGCCCACAGCUGCCCCUUGUCUCUCACCUCCAGCACUGCCUGGAGCAGCACUUUGCCAUUCUCGUGCACGACCUGUCCCACCGGGGCAAUCUCUCCGCAGCGGGGCAGCAGCUCUGU